Messenger RNA from Cynara cardunculus var. scolymus (artichoke), 1083 nucleotides. Its product is annotated as ribosomal L1 domain-containing protein CG13096-like. The coding region runs from base 1 to 1083 and encodes 360 amino acids. NCBI's taxonomy places the organism in Eukaryota, Viridiplantae, Streptophyta, Magnoliopsida, Asterales, Asteraceae. The transcript has 5 exons. The record is from RefSeq and is a predicted model, not a curated record.
AUGAAGAAAGACUCCAGCGAGCCUCUCAAGUCGCUGUCGAAGAUAGAGAAGAACCGCAAGUCAACGGUGUGGCAGUUCCUCUUCUCUCACUUCAUCCAGAGCAUGGGUGGAAAGACUGGAGGACAAGAUCAAGAAUCUAGGGUGGCUCUCACUAUCGACAUGUCUGCCAUCCACCUUCGACCCAUCAACUAUGCUGCAGUGAUCUUCGAUGACCUAGAGCUAAAGCUGAACAAACGCCAGAGGGAGAAGGUUGUUCCCUACACUAGAUUCCUCUCGAUGGUGUUUUCCAAGAUCUUCGACGAGAAGUACUCCAAGGAAGCGAAUAUCCUCCAUGAUGAUGAAACACCCACCACUGGACCUGAGAUUGCUUCUCUCGAAGCAUAUCAGCAAACAGGCUCCUAUCCUCUCGAAGGCACCAUGGAGCGCACCAGCAUUAAUCCUUCAGAUAACGCUGAAGAACCCUCAAGUCCUUUUACAGAACCAGCCAUGGGAGAAGAGUACGACAUGGCUGAAGAUGUAAAGCUGCUCCUCCCUGCCGUUGAGACUAUCUUCAUCAAAAUGGACGAAGUCCAUAAGGGCAUGCCUCAAAAGGACGAAGUAGCUGCUGACCUCUUAGCUGUCCGGGCUAAACCAAUCCUGGCACCUGAACCAUCGUUCACUGCUGGUGACCGUGCACAACUAGAUGACACACGUGAGGCUGCUGUUCUCUUAGCCUGCGCUAUGACUAGAGUCGAAGAGAUGAUGGCGCUCCAGAUCCAAACUGUUGACCAUUUCUUUGUGACCGAUGCUGAAGCUGAAGCUCCUAGAGUUAAAGCUGAAGUUGAUGUCGCUGAUGAAAAUCCAACUUCCUGUGAAGCUCCUGUAGUUGAGGAUGUUGAUGUCGUCCGACCUAACACUGAAGCUCGUGACAAUAACCUUCCAAUCAACUUUGUAGUUAAUGCUGGUGAUAUGGAAGAUGAUGAUGAAGAAGACGAUGAGGUAGACAUUGAAUCUUCCGACCUUCCUGACGCUGGCAAAGACCUGGAUGAUGAUGAUGAUGAUGAUGAUGAAGAAGACGACGAUGACGACGACUUCACAAUUUAG